Messenger RNA from Alternaria conjuncta, 1518 nucleotides. RefSeq lists its product as uncharacterized. The record is from RefSeq and is a predicted model, not a curated record. The transcript has 2 exons. Bases 1 to 1518 code for a protein of 505 amino acids. Lineage: Eukaryota; Fungi; Ascomycota; Dothideomycetes; Pleosporales; Pleosporaceae.
AUGGCCUUUCCGAUCGCCAACUUGAAAACAUCAAGCGACGACAUAUGCACGAUCUGUUUCUACGAUACUGGAGCCAGGAUGCGAUGCUUCCCGGCGAAGAUCAAUGGAUACUUUCCUACCCAGGUCGAUAGCGUCCGUGGCAACGAGAUCUUAGGGCAUCCCCGGAGACUUGAGCAAAUCAUCGCCUCUGUGGGCAACAAGAAAACCAAGAUUACCGUCUCGCCUAAUGGUAUUGUUGGAGGUUAUCCUCAGGGCUACCACGAAUGGGCCACAAAAAGAAUCGCCUUCUUCGUCGAGACCAGGUUCGACUUUACGACUUCUCUGACACCGGCGACCAUCGUGUCAUCUACUCAAUGGUUGCACUUUGCUGGACCAUCAUCGAACGCCGCGCUCCAAGGUUUUUUGACUUCGGGCUUGCGUAGUGUCACUAUUCUAUCGGGAAUCUGUUUGUUCUCGGGCAAGGCCAUGACUACGGCUACCAAAGACGUGCCGAUUAUCGACCUUCAGGAUGGGCAAUGCAACAGAGCUACGCUCUACGAGUUGGAGUACAUCGCCCGUAGUGCUCCGGUUAUCGCAGAUCUUGCCAUCGCCUCCCGACCGGCGACGGAGCGGACUACUCAUAUCAAUGGUGACAAAGCCUACCAGCCGCUCCAGAUUUGCCUGGACAUUCCCAGUUUCCAUUACUACCAGACCAUUGACGAUCUACUGCGGUCUGGUCGUUGUGGCUUCGCCGAAGCUAUGAAUUGGCUCCAUACUAUAGAGACGCACCAUCAGCAGAUCUCGCACAUUUUCCGUGGUUAUCUCCACGUCGAGCUGAUGCGCCGAGACCCGUCCAUCAAAUCAUACGCCAUCAGCGUCACCCCGGGGGGUGAGCGAAUCCUCUCGACCAUCCGCAAGUCGCUCAUGAAACGUUCGCUUCCAUCAGUGCAACAAGCCAUCGACGAUCUCAAGGUUCACGAACCGGGCUGGACAAAGUUCAUGCAAUUUGUGCCCGACACGGAAAAGCCUAAGGAUUUCAGAUCACUUGGCCAAAUGUUCUAUGUAUACCAGGUGGUACGGCACGCCUUGGGUGAAGAGUCAACACAACCGAAUUUGUUGAUCAGUGUCGAGGACAGCGCCGAACGCGGCGUGUAUUCACGCGCUCAAAAGCUUCUCAAGAGAAUCCGAGACUCUACAUGUUCGGCCUCGCCUAUACUACUAGAGACAUACCUCUGUCCGCGUGUCUUUGUCGACAACAACGCUCACGGAUCGGAGCUGUAUGCUCACGACCCGUAUCCGGCGUCAGUCUACGAGAGGUACAACUUAGAGAGCGAGAAACCACUUCUCGGCAGUUCAAGAACGCGCCUCAAGCUAGACCGUGCUGGUAGUCAAAGCGAUGUCGUCCCGGAGGCUGAUCCGACGCUAUUGGAGCUGGACACUUUGGAAGUAAUUGAGAGAUUGUAUGGCGAGAGAUCGGCUACGCUGCUGCGGGAACUGGGUAAAGAGUUAGGCCUGUUUGAUGUGCCGAUGCAGCCUUAG